Messenger RNA from Sardina pilchardus (European sardine), 1425 nucleotides. RefSeq names its product liver-expressed antimicrobial peptide 2 (gene leap2). Gene Ontology annotation, molecular function: metal ion binding. The coding region runs from base 83 to 358 and encodes 91 amino acids. NCBI's taxonomy places the organism in Eukaryota, Metazoa, Chordata, Actinopteri, Clupeiformes, Clupeidae. Gene Ontology annotation, biological process: antimicrobial humoral immune response mediated by antimicrobial peptide; defense response to bacterium. The record is from RefSeq and is a predicted model, not a curated record. The transcript has 3 exons.
GAAAGUGUUUAACUGCUGCCACUGGUUUCUGGACAGCUCCACACACACACUCCCAGCGAUCACCUACUCAGCUCAACUCAACAUGCAGGAGCAAAGCCACAUCUGCAGAAUGACAUUCGCCACAUGGUGCCUGGUCACAUUGCUGAUCCUCCAGCAGGUGUCUGCUGGUCCAGUGCUACAACCAAACAACCCAGCUGGGUCUGUUCAGAGUGCCCCAAAGCGUGUAGCCCGUAUGACGCCUUUAUGGAGAAUCAUGGGUACCAAACCAUUUGGAGCGUACUGCCAGAACAACUAUGAGUGUUCAACAGGAACCUGCAGGAAAGGUCACUGCUCAUACAACCACUCUGUUUCGUCUUAGAAGUGUUGAAUCUCUUGAAUCAUCUCAAUGUUUGAACAGUUUCUUCCUUAAAAAGACAAAGGAUGCAGUUCAAACGAUUGUUUAAUGAAAUGAAAUGUAAUGAGAUGAUUCAUAUGCUGCCAGAAAUAUGACAGUAGAUUGAUUCCAACUAGUGAUAUGACUACACAAUGCACAAGAAAGAAAGCUGGGUUUUGCACAGUUAGUGAUCAACUUAUAUUCUCAACCAUAUUCAUAGCGGACAGGUUAUAGCUAUCAAACAUGUAUCCUGUUCAUAUAAGAUAAGUACUGUACCAAAUAAGUGCCUGUGUUUUUUUGACAUACACUAAUAACCUUGUGAAAAAUGAUCAACAUGCACAAUUUGAAGAAUGACACUGUAAAGGUAUUUUUGUGUAAAACACUUUUUUUUAAAGAAAGUAUUGGGUUUCAUCAGACUUAGUGGGUCUGUUUGCAUGUUGGACUUGCAGCAAAAUGUGAGAACGUACCGUACAAAGAACAGAGUUCAAACCUAAAUGUCAGUGAACCAGAGUUCUGGUGACUGAUGAGAAUUGAAAAAUGUAGUGUAUGAGAAAAGGAACAAAGAAGGUUUGCAAGGGCUAUGUGAAUUGGAGUAUUAAAAUAUUUGCACAUCUUUUUAUUUUGGAGCUACCAGUUUUUGUAACUUUAUUUUUUUAUAUCCAUGGUUUUAAACAACGCCCUCAUUGUUUCAUGAGGAAAGCUUAUAUUUGAUAUAUCCUUACCAUUAUGUUUAUUAUACUGUGACCCCCCCCAUCCCAAUCAUUCUGCACACAAUAAUGUGAUACCGGAUUGCAUCCAUAAUUUCAGGUAAAAAAGAAUAUAAACCAUUUCUGUUACUUGUUAACAGUCUUACAGUGAUGUACCCAUGUAUUACAAUGUUUGUUUUAUUUUAUUAUUGUUAUUAUAUUACCUUUAGAAAAUGUACAUGUUUUAUCACAUUUUCUGAAGCCUUAUUUGUAUGAUUGUCCUUUCAGUACUGUAAACCUGAAUAAUGCAUGUAGCAUCUAUCACGAAUAUGUAAACCUCAAUAAAACAUUCUGAACCUUAGAAAA